Selaginella moellendorffii is the source of this 1911-nucleotide messenger RNA. RefSeq lists its product as uncharacterized. The transcript is spliced from 6 exons. The record is from RefSeq and is a predicted model, not a curated record. Bases 221 to 1510 code for a protein of 429 amino acids. NCBI's taxonomy places the organism in Eukaryota, Viridiplantae, Streptophyta, Lycopodiopsida, Selaginellales, Selaginellaceae.
CGACACUUAACCCUCGAUGGCGAGUUUCCUCUCUUUCUCUCUCUCUCUCUCCCGUGUUGUUUUUGUGUGCUUGGCUGCUAGAGUCUUUGGGGAGACGAAGAGGUAGGGUUUUAAUCCUGAUUCCAUAGCUCGCGCUGGUGCCGCGGUCUUCAUUGUGGAUUUCUUGCGAUCCGGGUAGAAUCGUGGUAGUGUAGUACGAAUUUCUAGCUUAGGAUUGCCCAUGGUGGGGCAAAUAGAGCAAGUGGCUAUGUCGGAUGUUGCAAUUGAGCACAACAUAGCCUCGAAAUUGGGUGGAAAAGGGGGAGGAGGAUGCUGCUGUUGCUGCUGUGGCGAUGGCAAUAGGAAUUCCCCUUGCAAAACUUCCAGGCCGACCGCGGUGGCAUCAGCGCCACGGAUCAUUCCAGACGAGAAAUCUCGGCAAGUGAGCGAGGCCUCGACGUCGUCAUCAAACCUGGACCAAUUUCUACACCACACAACGCCCAAAGUACAACUGCAAUGUCUGCCAAAGACUUGUCUUUGGGACAGCAGUGUCAAGAGAUGGAGGCCGGCCAAUGUGGAAUCCAUCCCUUUUUUCACCCUGGGAGAUUUGUGGGAUAGUUUUGACGAGUGGAGCGCCUAUGGAGCUGGAGUUCCUCUGGUGCUAAACGGGAAGGAGGAAGUGGUGCAGUACUACGUACCAUACCUUUCUGCGCUUCAACUCUACACAAGGACGGGUUUGAGGCGUUGCUUGAACUCGAGCAGGAAGUUUUGCCAUGACUCUAGUGAUGCUAGCGAGAGCAGUGACUACCGUGACUCAAACAGUGAUGUGAGCAGCGACAAUGACAGUGAAUCCAGUGUGGAGGGGAUCGGUCCCAUCCGGACGUCCUUCUGGAAGAAGUGCCAGACCACGGGAUUCUGCCGCGGACGUAGCAACGCAACGCUGAGUGCCUUGCAUGAAGUGUUGAGCGAUGACGAUGACGAAGAAGUAGACAACUGGGAGCGCAAGGAGGCCGAUCAUCUCCUCCUCAGUUACCUCGAGGACUCAGCGCCUUACAGCCGCGUUCCUCUGAUUGGCAAGAUUAGCGAGCUCGAACGGAGUUUUCCGGAUAUCAGGACGCUCCGUAGCUACGAGCUCUUGCCGACAAGCUGGUUCUCGAUAGCUUGGUAUCCCAUCUAUCGCAUUCCAACGGGGCCAACUCUCAAAGACCUGGGAACUUGCUUUCUAACUUUCCACUCGCUUUCCACUCCUUUACAAGAGAUUUCAGAUGCUCCCGAGCCUCCUCUGGGAUCCGCGAGGCUCGACUUGGUCGAUGGUUCCAUCCGGCCAGAGGAUGGCUUGAAAAGGCUGGUUUUGCAGUCGUUUGGACUGGGAUCUUACAAGCUCAGGGGAGCGUUUUGGACGUCGGCUGGAAACCCCGAGAAGCUCCUGGCAUCCAACUUGGAGGGCCAUGCGGACUCGUGGCUCAAGGGACUCCGUGUCCGCCACCCCGACUUCGAGUUCUUUGCCUCGCGGAGUCCAAACCGGCGCUGAAAGGAUGAGUGAUCCCAGGUAAUUUUGAUGUUUUUCGUCAGCUCUUCGUCAGUGGAAGCAAAAGCCAAAAAAAAAAAGGAGAAAAAGAACCAACACCCGAAAUUAAAAAGGAAGAAAAGAGCUACUAAAGUUUGGUGAAUCGAGAAAAAAAAAUAGAAAACGAGAGAGGAUCGUCACAGGCGUGAUCGAAGCGAUUCGAUCAAAGCUACAAGGAGGUCACCACCAAAGCAAAUCGAGAUCAUCUUAAAGCUAUGAGAAGAUGAUGAUCGCAAACGACGAAGCAAAGGAUUUGAUCCUCCGAGCGUCACCAUUGGAUGAGCCCAAAAGGAAAAAAACGAAGGAGGAGAAAAAUUCUAGCUUGCUUUGAUCACCAAAACCUCAUGUUGCGUGAUUACGUGGAA